Messenger RNA from Asterias rubens (European starfish), 8957 nucleotides. Its product is annotated as tyrosine-protein kinase JAK1-like. Gene Ontology annotation, molecular function: ATP binding; cytokine receptor binding; non-membrane spanning protein tyrosine kinase activity. The coding region runs from base 380 to 3703 and encodes 1107 amino acids. The transcript has 21 exons. The record is from RefSeq and is a predicted model, not a curated record. Lineage: Eukaryota; Metazoa; Echinodermata; Asteroidea; Forcipulatida; Asteriidae. Gene Ontology annotation, cellular component: membrane; cytosol; cytoskeleton. Gene Ontology annotation, biological process: peptidyl-tyrosine phosphorylation; cytokine-mediated signaling pathway; cell surface receptor signaling pathway via JAK-STAT.
AAUUUUGUGCAGAGCGAAAUGUAUCGUGUCAUGGAAAUGUCACCAUUUCGACUCAACCACUGCUGUCAGCAGAGAAGAUAAAAUCAUAUUUGUCAGUAAAUUACAUCCGCCCUCUGUACAGUAGAUGCUUCAGUUUGUGAUAAGACAUGCUACAUGUUGGUGACUGUCUCAGUCUAUGUUUAGUCAAAUUCAGUAAGCGCUGCAGUGCUGUGAUUGAAUGAAGUGAAAGUUUCGGUGAGCUGCAGUUGUCAGUCAUGUCAGUAAUGACAAUCUCGAGUAUGCACUUAGUGUGGCAUGAAAUCUGAACACCACAUGAAGCUGUCUUUAAGUUUCCAAGAAAAACUUAAGUCCCCAUCGACGGCCUUGGACUGCAAGCAAGAUGGAAAUGCAGUCAGUACAGCGGCCUGUGACGGUCUUUCUAUACAACACCCUAAAGGGGGAACUGAUCUGUAUGGAUUACACCGAAAAUCUUACAGCAGAGGCUCUUUGUAUCUUCUGUGCAAAAAGGUGUAGAAUCCCUCGCUUGAGCACAAAUCUUUACGCUAUUUACGACGGCAACAAGAAACUCUGGCUAUCCCCUGGGGCUAAAGUCUACCCAGAGGAUGUCGGCCUGACGUUCCGGAUGCGGUUUCACAUGUCUAAGUCGCCGAUGAAUAUCACGUCCCUUGAUAAGAACGUUGUUGGGUACCUGUUUGCGCAGUACCAUCAUGACUUCUAUCUGGAUAAGAUUCCUAAGAUUACCAUGGAAGAGACGCUUGGACUGGUCGUCCUGGACAUAGUGCGCUAUGCCAACGAGAAAAAUAUAAGCGUUCAAGCGUGUCUGGGGCGGAAGCACUUCAGGAAGUUUCUACCAAACUCGCUCUCCAAGAAGCUGAAUAUUUUGGACAAGUGGAAACUUAAAAAGAAAAUCAGGACAAGCCUUGACGAGUUCCGUCGCUGCGAUCAGGAUGUCAACAACUGCCACAUGAUGUUCCUUAUCUCACUGAUGGAGGAACAUGAAACAUGGGGCGUGGAGGAGUUUGAAACGGUCAAAGGUCAGAAGUUUGAGGUCAGCAUAACGUACAAGGGAGUAAAACAGACUUCACCAGCCGACCAGGCCAGGUUUUUCAAGCUAUUUUUUGAAGACAUUCUAAGUGUUGGGAUGAUGGCAUCUCAUGCGCCAGGAUCCACUAACUGGAUUGUUCUAGUCAACCAACGCGAAGGACAACCAAAGGAGUUUUUGAUGGAAUGUAAAGAAGACGCCGAGUCAGUAGUUUCCCUUAUCGAUGGCUACUGUCGUCUUCAGGUCGACUUCUAUCAUUACCUUUGUCCCGAGUGUGCACCGCCCUCGCUUGUUCAAUUAGUCAAAAACAGAUGUCACGGACCAAUCCCUCUAUCGUGUGCUAAGAGAAAAAUAGAGGACGCCGGCAUGGAAGACGGGAUUUACCUCAUACGACAAAACCCUGAGGAUUUCUUCAGCUAUUGUCUGACUGUACGAAUGGGCGGUGACAUUAAAAACUACAAGAUUAUGGUGAACGAAGUUGAUGGUUCAGUCUCAUUGCCUGGUCAACGCUCCUUCCCUGAUGUCAGAUCACUGGCCGAGCAUUACCGCAGGGAUGUCAACUGUGCUUGCUUAGAUGGACCUCUUACAAAGGUUGUGUCCUACCAACCAAAAGAAGACUCACUGCACCUCCAUGAUUUAUCGAUGCUGCCCGAACCCCCUCGUCCACGGCCUCCGGAACCCUCGAUAGAGUGGAUCAAAGAGGAGAACAUGUCUGAGAGGAGAAGAAAACUCGGCAGUGGGGAUUUCACUUCGGUCUAUAAAGGAGGAAUCAGGAAACCGGGUAAAGGAAUGGUACCAGUUGCCAUCAAAUGCCCAAACAGGAACAUCUCAUCUAACGUUCAAAAGAAAUUUUGCUCGUCUGUUGACAUGAUGUCGUCGUGGAACAACCAGUCCAUCAUUAAAUUCCUCGGUAUUGGCGCCAAGUUCACGUUAAUCAUGGAGUAUGCGCCGUAUGGAUCUUUAGAUCGUUAUCUGCGGUUAAAUUACCCCACAGUUAACCAGAAUCACUUCAUCUCUAUGGCAGUGCAGCUUGUGGAUGGGUUGGAGUACCUGGAAUCUCGUAAGAUUGUUCACGGCAACAUCUCGGCUAAGAAUGUUCUGGUGGUGAGAAACAGUCCCCAGAUACGGGUCAAGCUUGGAGAUCCCAUGAUGAGUAAAUUCUACCAUAGUCUACCGAUGGACGCUAAGAUGAAUAUUGUUCGAUGGACCGCCCCUGAGCUUCUGCACCCCAAUGUAGAGCCGACGCUGGAGAGUGAUCGCUGGAGCUUUGGGAUGGUAGUCUGGCAAAUUUGGUCUCUUGGCAAAAUCCCAUUUGAAGAUUAUACAGAGUUGGAGGUGUUGCAAAAGUAUAGCAGAUUUGAAUUCCCGCUGUUCUCUUCGAGCUGUUUGGAAGCCGUCAACAAAUUGAUUAAGAACUGCUGGCGCCACACUCCGAUGGAACGCUACACUUGCAAGCAGUUACUCAGAGAGUUCAGCAGCAUAUAUUUACGAGUGCAGAAUGAGGACGGUGCCGAGGGGCUGUACUGGGAGUUCCCAGAAGAUCAGGAGGAUAUUGAUUUAAUUGAAGAGGAUCUCUCAGAGGGCGAGAGGGAGGAUGAUGACCUCUCGGAUGACAACAGUGACGAUCAGACUCUCUUCAAUAAUGACGUCUCCUCAAAUCCUCUGGCACAACCCAACAACAAUCCUGCAAGUACCUACAACCCAGGUGUGUCUAAUACACCAGAGCAACUGCAGAAUGUCAGUCGACUCGUGAAGUUCAAAGGAAUUGAGAAGGUUAUGGAAGGAACACUGACUACUGAGAAGCCACUUGGAGAAGGUCACUUUGGUUGUGUGUACAAAAGCAAAUGGAUCCGUGGAGGCGGCAACAUAAUCGAUGUUGCCAUCAAAGUCAUCAAGCAGGAUACGGACAUGAUGGCGCUAAGUCAGUUUGAAGAAGAGAUAAGACGGAUGUCUCAAUGUGACCAUAAGAACAUCGUCAAAGUCUUAGGAUUCGCUGAAGGGUACGAUUUUCAUCCGCUGUGUAUGGUGAUGGAGUAUUACUCUAUCGGUGCUCUGGACAAAUUCCUUUGCAGGAAGAAGCAUGAGAAGAAUCCAUUGUCAAAGAAAACGAAGCUUCUGUUUUCCCAGCAAGUAGCGCAGGGCAUGGCAUACUUAGGUGAGCAGAAGAUCGUUCAUCGGGACCUAGCAGCACGCAACGUCCUGGUGGCCUCGGACGAAGACUAUUAUAGCGGGCCGGAAGUCAAAAUCUGUGAUUUUGGUCUGGCCCGGAAGUGCAGAGCAGAUGGGUACUACUCACCAACUGGUCAGAACCCGCCACUACCUGUGACAGUUUACCCGCCUGAGAGCAUUGAGGAGCCGACGAAUGCAGGGAGGUUUAGCUGUGCAGGCGAUGUCUGGGGCUAUGGGAUUCUAAUGUGGGAGAUAUUCUCAGAUGGUGCAUCGGCAAGAUACCAAGACGGGAAUCAUACAUUAACAACAAUGAGGGAAGUUCACGACUUCCUGCUGAAGGGAAAUCGUCUGAAGCGACCUGUAGACUGCCCUCAACGUGUUUACAGCGUCAUGUUGGACUGUUGGCGCCUCGAGAAGACGUCUCGACCCAAAUUCAACAUGUUAAUACAACGGCAUGGAGACAUGCUAGAGCAGGAUAUGAUUGAUAACUAGUGAAACCUGGCACGGUUGCCCUUCAAGCAUCAGAAGCAGAACAGGCUGUCAAUGGUAUACAGAAUCUACAAUUUGUAAAUAACAUACGUACAUACAUACAUUAAGGGCAUUUGUAUAGCACCACUACGUCAAGAACGCAGCGCAUUAGAUAGGUACAGAUAAUGUUUGAUACCAUUCUUAAAUGUUCAAAGAGAGUCGGAAUUCCUGAUUGAGAUGGAGAGUGCAUUCCAGGUGUGUGGAGCAAAAUGAGAGAAUAACAACGUAUGUACAUGUAUUGCGCGUAUUGUGCAUUGCGUACGCACAGGCCAGUACGCUUCAUUUUUGAAGGGGGAAGGGCACCAAGGCAUUUUCUGCUUGGUAAAGGGCACCCUAUAGGAAAUUGUUAAUUUUUACUGGGGCUUUGCAAGGGUACCGAGGCAUUGACCUGUGGUUACGGAGGCAAUCACCGCUGUUGCCUCUGUGAAGUUAGCAGGCCUGUUUAAGAGAAGAUUUAUGACCUCAUUUGGGGUAUACUUGGGGUUUUUAUCAGACUUAAAGUCAACAUUUGAGCCUAACUUGUACGAGGCCUGUACGCAUACACUGCGUUGUGAGGGUGCGAGCUAUCCUACACCACCUCGAGACUUGGUCGCCUGCUUGCUUUGCGCGCAAACUUUGUGUCGGGAAAAAGUCCAGCGACCUUGAAUAUGUCUUUCCAGAUGAUCAUUGUGCUUGUAGGGAAAGCGUCUUGUCCCAACGUGUUUUCAAAGAUGUGCUAGUUGUAUUGUUUGGUUCAAAGUGGUAAUAACAUGUAGUAUCAUAAUGGUUUAACCUUCAAAAUACAAAUGUCUUCAUUUAGAAGGCAUGCUUUUUUCAGCUGAUUUUUCUUUAUUUAGUCUGGCUCUGUCGUUGAAUGUUGAGAAACGCGGAACAAAGUCUUGCUUUGGCUGAAAAUGUCCUCUUUGUUUGUCAAGCUGUAGAUGCUUGUUUUACUGCGUGGGUCAGUUUAUUUAUAGUGUACUUAUCAGUGCAAUUUGGCGCAUUGAUGUUAACUACUUAAUCGACGUCUAACAUUUGUACAUUUUGUAAAAUGAAAAUGGUGUAACAACGAUAAGACUUUGUGUUGCCUUGAGUUUUAACCUGAUGUAGUGUCUGAGUCUGGUUAAACACUUUGUUCUUGCAAGGGCAAGACAGUUUUCCUGUGGUAAGGUUCUCCUCUAUAAGGGAUUUGUACAUAUCUUAUGGGACAUAAUCAUUGGGGCACUAGGGCACUGACAAAGGGCAUUAGGGCAAUGAAUUUUCUCCUUUGCCCCCUAUGAAAUACAUGUAUCAGACACUACACAUACUUUUGAAACAUGCGUUUAAAUGGAUUACUUGUUGUCCUUUUUUUCUUAGGUAAGGUGCACCACACUAAGGGAAUUCUAAAUAAGGCACUAAGGCAAUGACCAGGGGGCAUGGGGGCAAUCGUCUGCGCUGCCCCACAAACUAUCAGACAGUAUACCUUCUUUUUAAACAUGCAUGGGAAUGGAUUAAUUUUUCUGUUUUGCCAUAAUUUAUUAACAAAUGUGCACCUCAAGAAGGGAUUUGUUAAGUUCUACUGGAAUAUUUUAAAGGGGCACCAAGACAAUGACUGACUAGGGUAUGUGGGCAAUUUUCUCAUUUGCCCCCAUGAAGUAUCCAACCUUGAAGUUUUGAAACGAGCGUGGACAUCAUUUACUGUUUGAAUAGCCCCCCCCCCCCUUGUAUAGAGAUCUAUAAGGACUGGAAUGUUUCUAAGGGGCCCAAAGGCAAUGACUGACCAGGGGCAUGGGGGCAAUUGUCUCCUUUGCCCCCAUUGAGUUUGAAACCAUGCACUUUUGAAACAUGCAUGGACAUAAUUUUCUGUUUUGAAACAGGUGCACCUCUAUUUAUAAGGACUGGAAUAUUUUAAUGGGGCCGACACCAAGGUGAUAACUGACUAGGGCAUGGGGGGCAAUUGUCUCCUUUGCCACCAUGAAGUAUCAAACCUUGUCCUUUUGAAACAUGCAUGUACACGUUUAUAUAUUUCUAUUUUUAAUUAGUCCCCCCUUUCCCUUGCAAUGGUGCCCCUCUAUAAGGACUGGAAUAUUGUAAGGGGCACCAAGUCAAAGACUGACCAAGGGCAUGGGGGCAAUUGUCUCCUUUGCCACCAUGAACAUGAUGAAGUAUCAAACCUUAGACUUUUGAAACAUGAUGUACAUGUACAUCAUUUUCUGUUCUUAUAUAAUAGUCCCCCCUGCUCCUCUUUAUGGAGAGGAAUAAUUCAGGGGGCACCAAGGCAAUGACUGACCAAGGGCAUGGGGGCAAUUUGCUCAGUUGCCUCCAUGAAGUGUCAACCCCAAGACCAACCUAAAAACCAUGCUUUGGAAAGUUAUAAUAAAAUGUCACCUACAUUGUAUAUAUUAAUGUAAAUAGCACGUUCUCUCUUUCCAUUUACAUAUAUACAUAUAUAACCAAACAAACGUCUAUAAAAUAAACAAAUAAGUAUUUUUGUUUAUUGUUUAGAGCAGAAAUGUGGUAACAUAUUGUUUGACUCUCAUUUGGUCUGUAAUGUAAGGAGUUCUGGAAGUGCCAUCCAACUUGUUCAGAUCAUGAGAUAAAUAAUACUAAAGGAUGAUGACAUUGUAAAGUUUAUUUUUGAUUUGUUUUAGUGCUAACUACAGUAUUAGACUUUUGUACUUGCCAUUAGUCGAUCAGGUUGGUGUAGUGGUUUCUUUCCUCACCUUCCACCUGUGGGACUGUGGUUCGAAUCCCCUGGGGUACUUUGUGGGUUUUCAGUCCCUAUUUUAAUGUCUGGCUUUUCCCUGGUAUAAUUCUCUUAGGUUUUCCAACCCAAGUUUCAUACUUCCUUUCUUGUCUUCUCUUCAGUGGGUUCAACCGUUCUUGGCUUGCUUUAAAGUCGGAAACCUUCCACAUCUAGGACUGUGGUUCGAAACCCAUGGGGGUACUUUGUGGAUAGGUUUUCAGUCUCUAUGUUUUUGUGUGGGUUUUCCCUGGUAGAAUUCUCUCAUGCCUUCCAACCCAAGUCUCGUACUUCUUUUCUUGUCUUCUGUUCAGUGGGUUCUUGGCUUGCUUUGAAGUCUUUUUAUUUGCAACCGUUCACCUCUAGGACUGUGAUUUGAAUCCCCUGGGGGUACUUUGUGGAUAGGUUUUCAGUCUCUAUGUUUUUGUGUGGGUUUUCCCUGGUAGAAUUGUCUUAGGCCUUCCAACCCAAGUCUCGUACUUCUUUUCUUGUCUUCUCUUCAGUGGGUUCAACCGUUUUUGGCUUGCUUUAAAGUCCUUUUUAUUGGCAACCUUCCACCUCUAGGGCUGUGGUUCGAAUCCCCUGGGGGUACUUUGUGGAUAGAUUUUCCGUCCCUAUGUUACUGUGUGGCUUUUCCCUGGACUAGUUCUCUUAGGUUUUUGUCUUAAGUCUCAUCUAUUCUGUUCAGUGGGUUCUUGGCUAGCUUUUAAGGAACACGUUGCCUUGGCGGUCGAGUUGGUCUUUAAAAAGCGUUUGAAAUCCAAAUCUGAUCCAAGGCAUGGUGUGCCUUUUAAGUCCUUUUUAUUGGCAAUAUAUGAUAAAUUUGUUUUUAAAUUGAAUGAUUUUGUUUACUCGAUGUGGUCCAGUGAACUCGAUGAACUUGGAAUGUGCAGUAUGUUUUGUUUUCUUGUCAAAUUAUGUAUUCACUGAAUAAUUUUGCUGGUUAAUGUGAUGAAGUAUUUUACUUGAUAUUGAAAGCUCAAUACCGGACAAGUUUAUCAACUUUUGUAUCAAUGUGUUGGGAACAAAAAUCAAAACAACAUUGUAACAAACGGACUUUGACAAGGUUAGACAACUAAACGUAAACGCACGGGUACAUGGGACUAUUUCUAAAGUUCAAAUCUGUCUCAUCUGCUCAGCAAAGUGUGAUGUCACUUGGGAGAUGGUGCUUUCUGUGCUACCAGCCAUGCUUCUGAUUGAUGAUACCCAAGCCUAUCGUAUGGACUGUACAUUGGGUAACUCUGUUUCAGCCCCAGAAGUUGGUGAUAACGGCCCCUGAAGCCGAUUUCACGAACCGCUAUGAUUUUAGUUAGGACGACUGUAAACGGUUAAACUUAAAGGAUGGGUUCAAAGCGCCCUUCAUGUACUUAAGUCGUCCUAAGACUAAUCGUAUUUUAAGAAGAGUUUGGUGAAAUCGACGGCUGGAAAAAUAGUAGUCCACAUCAUGAUGUGGCUUUCAGGCCUUGUGUGUCCGGCGACUUGCAUGAACUCUCAUCCAAGGAUAAAUCUUAUAGUGCUUUGUAAAAUAGAGCCCAACACAUCAAAUGGCGCUAAUAAAACUUGGAUUAAAAUCACCAGACGUUUUGGCAGAUGUACCACCAUUCACCUUUCCGUCCAUGUGCAGUUGGGGAUGACGUCAUCUGUAUAGUGUGGUUGUUCCCAUAUUGACUUUCGAUUUUGGAAAGAGAGAUCUUCGGGUCAUUUGUAAUAGGUGAAACAUAAUGGUGCGUGCCCUCGGUUCGAGUGUGCACAGUAUAUGGAGUGCCUUGAAUGUCUUUUGUGUAAAUAAGAAUUAAAUUAAUUAAUUGAUAAUGAAAAGUGUAUUUUAUAUCCAGAUUUAUCUCAUUUACAUAGUAUAUAUAGUAUUAAUCAUGGAAAACAAGAUAGAUUAUUUUCCAGUAACUUUAUACAAGGGACUACAGAAAACACGGAAUUAAAGUACAUGGAAGAAAUGCUGCACGAAAGAACAAGGGUGAAGGCUUUUUAAACAAUUUGUUUGUUUUUUGAAAGUCAUUAGAUAUUACAUUACGCUAUCAUUAGUUCUUGCACUUGUGAUAGCACCUUCUUGUUUUCAAGUUAAAACACACACCAGCGCUUUGUAUUAUAAAAUCUAACCAUUAAACUAAGUGCUGGUUCACUCUCUCUUUCAAGAACGGUGAACUCAAAACACCCCUUAUGACGUCACAAGAACAGUUUUUCGUCCAAUGGGCUGCCUUCUUUUCUCUCAGUGGGGGCGCUGUUUUAGGGUGUGACGUCAUACGCGAGAGGGUCCAUUGACAUUUAAGGUUACUCCUUUUUUCACCACGUAACACGUCUGAAGCUACACUUUUUUGUCUAUACUACCAUUUUUUUGUCGCUCUCAAAAUCCAUACAUUGUUGUUCACGAGGAUUAAAAUGACUAUUACGUACGUGUACAGAUGUUUUGUGAUGUAAUUAUUAAGUAAUAUAACAUAGUCUUUAUUGUGUCUAUGUAAGUGUCAAAAUAAAAGAAAUCCAUUACAGAGACAAGGCUUAUGA